AUGUCUUGGAGUCGGCCGCUCGGAGGGAAUUCUCCUGUAAAUCAAGAUCGGUGGAACACGGGAGCACAGUCAUCUCUCCCGAAAGCUUCUCAUUAUUAUGAAGACAGAGAAAGUUUCCAGAUCACGAUGUCUUUCUUGAAUAAUAUAAGUCAUUCAGCUUACCUUUUGAGCCUUCGGCUAGAAAUGAUCGAAAAGGUCUUCUCCUGCAAAAUAUUGGUUAUGAAACCAACUAAGAGAAGCAUUCUAGUUGCAAUGGUCAGCGGCGAGAAAGUGAGUGGAUGAGUCCGAAAAAGUUAUAGAUUUGGAUCCGUAUAUGAAAUACUCUUCAGGACCUGUACAGCGUCAAAAACUUGAUCUCAAAUGCGGGAAAUUUUCUCCAAAUUCGAAUCAUUGUAAGUUUCUCAACAAAUCUCAAAAGUAGAAUUGCAUGAAAAACAUUUUUCAGUUUUACAAAGAGCGGAUGCCAGAGUUGGAAGACGGGUUCUCCGUCAUUUAUCCCAAGGAACAGUACGCAUCUGUUGGAAUAUACGACAUCGAUCGCAGGUCAGAUAUCUUAUUAAAAUGAAAAGUUCUGAAAAAUGCUCAUUAUUAAACAGUAAAACUUGUAAUAUUUUUGUUUCAGCCAUCCUGGUCUCGACCUUUUUAAGAAAAAGCCCUCCACGAAACCUCCAAGUAAUCCUAGCCUUUCUUCGGGCAUCACGUUUGCAGAAUAUAAAGAGUGAAUUUUUGAAAUUUGCUAUGUCUCGAAUUUCUCAGAUUUUAAAUAAAACAAUUUUUUCAGACGGGUUCAAGUCAAAAACGUCUCCGCUGCGUCGUCUUCAUAUGGCUUCAGUGCUUCUAGGUCCCCGACUGUUUCGCCUUUUGGUGGAGAUGUCAAUGGAAGUCACGGGCACACUAGUCCAGCUCCCGCAUUGAGGUUUACAUUGAAGAUUUUUGAAAUAGAGCCGUAUUAGGAAUCAGUGUGCGCAUAGAAUUGUGACUUUUAUAUUGAUACAUGUUUGAAAAUUUUUAUUUUUUGAAACUCAGAAAGUUUUUUUUUAAUGACUCCAAAAAAAUUCUUGAAGUUUUUGAUGGUGGCUAUCUUUUCAGCGGAAGUCUCAUGGGGACGAACCAUCCCAACGCUUUCCACCGCACCACACCUUCGCCGAUUGCCUGCUUCCCUCCAACAAGCCCACUGUUUCCAAAGUGAGUUGGAAACGUUUGGAUGAAACAAUGAAUGAUUUAUAAUCGGAUAUUACCUGAACGCUCACCUAAAGCAUUUUCAGUGACUUCCGUGCCAACCCUUCGAAUCUUCAAAAUAUCCCGAACUAUGGACAGUUUUUCCCCUCGCCAAUGGCUCGCAGAGAUUUGUUCCCGAUGCCGCAGCAGAGGUAAUUUCAAAUUUAACACCAGAGAGAAGAUUGUUUUGGAUUCAGCUCGAAAUUGAUCUUUCAUGGGCAAAACGGUUAAAAAAUCUCAAAAUUUUCAGUGCCCCGUCCGACAUCCCGCCUUUGAUGGGUCUUGAGCCGUUGCUGCCGAGCCACUACCCCUUCCACUUUUAA
Caenorhabditis auriculariae is the source of this 1541-nucleotide messenger RNA. NCBI's taxonomy places the organism in Eukaryota, Metazoa, Nematoda, Chromadorea, Rhabditida, Rhabditidae. The record is from the annotation of a GenBank genome assembly.